GUGGAAGAGUAUGGUUUCUAAAGAGACAAACUACCCUGGUGCCUGAAUGUUUAUAGCAGCUCUUCAGGACAGAAAAUGCAAAACUACAGAGACAGUGAUUAAUUUAAUAUUGCAGCCAUGGAAGACAACUCAAGCUUUUGGGACAGCUUGGUAUUUUCACACCCAAUCUGCAUGAACUGGAAGUCAGAAACCGAAGGAUCGAUCUAUCAUUUAUCUAGCAUUUUGUUUGUGGUUGGCUUUAUGGGCGGAAGUGGCUUUUUUGGCCUGCUCUAUAUUUUCUUUCUGCUGGGGCUGGGCUUUCUCUGCUCAUCUGUGUGGUCAUGGCUGGAUGUCUGUGCAGCUGAUAUUUUCUCAUGGAAUUUUAUCCUGUUUGUGAUCUGCUUCGUACAGUUUAUUUAUGUAACCUACCAAAUACGGAGUGUUGCUUUUGACAAAGAAUUUCAGGAGCUUUACAAUGCUUUGUUCCAGCCUUUGGGGAUCUCCUUGCCUGUUUUUAGAAAUAUUGUCCUUUGCUGUGGUGGAGAAGUUAUUACAUUAGAGAAGGAACAUUGCUAUGCCAUGCAAGGCAAAACUCCAAUUGACAAGCUCUCCUUACUUUUGUCAGGAAGAGUUAGCGUGACGGUGGAUGGGGAAUUUCUGCAUUAUAUUUUCCCUCUUCAAUUUCUGGAUUCACCUGAAUGGGAUUCACUAAGACCCACAGAAGAUGGCAUUUUUCAGGUAACCCUUACGGCUGAAACAGAUUGUCAUUAUGUGGCAUGGAGGAGAAAAAAACUAUAUUUACUCUUUGCAAAACACCGAUUCAUCUCACGUCUGUUUUCAAUCCUGAUUGGAAAUGAUAUUGCUGAUAAACUCUAUGCAUUGAACGACAGAGUGAGCCAAGGGAAAGGAUUUCGAUAUGAUAUUCGGCUACCAAAUUACUAUCAUGUAUCAGCACCCAACACACCCCAAAAAAAAUCUGCACACCAUUUUCAGAACAAUUCAAGAAAACAGUAA
Molecule: messenger RNA, 993 nt
Organism: Thamnophis sirtalis
Lineage: Eukaryota; Metazoa; Chordata; Lepidosauria; Squamata; Natricidae
Source: RefSeq, a predicted model, not a curated record